AUGAAUAGAUUCUACGGUUGCUUCGACAAAUGCGCAUCCAUUAGCAUGGCUGCAGAAUGCAAAUAUGGCGGCUAUCCGAAUCCUCGAAAUUGCUCCAAAUGCAUUUGUCCGCAUGGAUUCGGUGGUGCUGUUUGCACCGAAAGACCAAACACCUGCGGUGCAACUGUCAAGGCUCUUUCCGAAAAGCAAAGCAUUGAAGACACUUUGGGAGAUAUAAAUGACGCAACAUCACGUGAUGAAUUCGAUAUGUGCUACUACUGGAUUGAGAAUCCUCAGGAAAAAACAGUCGAAUUAACAAUCACGGACCUCUCUAUCAAAUACGAGAAAUCGGGCUUUACCAUGGUAACUUCUGAUGCGGGCUGCAGUGUGGGAGGAGUUGAGAUCAAAGCACAGAAAGAUUACAUGAACAGUGGCUACAGAUUCUGUAACAUGCAAAACAAGGGGAAGAUCAUUUAUUCAUCAAACCGCGUUAUUCCUGUCAUACUUUACAGCCGCGUAGGAGCUACUGUCCUCCAGUUGGACUAUCGCACAAGUAUGUGA
Messenger RNA from Cylicocyclus nassatus, 540 nucleotides. NCBI's taxonomy places the organism in Eukaryota, Metazoa, Nematoda, Chromadorea, Rhabditida, Strongylidae. The record is from the annotation of a GenBank genome assembly.